AUGGCGACUCUUCUGCAACGUCGAAGACUGAAACAAACCCUUCAGCAACAGCUUGAUUCCACCAACGGCGACCUCAAAGCUCUGCCAUGCGUCCUUGCAUCCGAAACACAAACCUACAAUGGCCGAGAAUACACGAUAGUUCAGUGGGAUGGUCCCGAUGAUCCUCAGAAUCCGCGCAACUGGCCAUCAUCUCGCAAAUGGUUUGCAACAUUUCUAGUUGCUCUACUGGCUGGCUUGGUCGGUGCCUGUGCACCGAUAGAUUCUCCGAUUUUCCCUCAAGCAGCAAAGCAAUUCGGCGUCAGUGAAGUCUCUGAAUCGCUCUCCGUCGGUAUCUUUUUGAUUGGCUUCGGAUUUGGUGCUCUCAUUGCAGGGCCAGUAUCAGAGGUGCUAGGCCGGUCAGUUACAUACCUCUCGAACGUCUUCUCUAUGUGCAUCUGGAUCAUGGCCGCCGCCCUGGCCCCUAACUUUGGAGCUCAGAUGGUUUUCCGUUUCCUGGCAGGCCUCUCAGGCGCUUCUCCCCUUGUGUGUGCUGGUGGUACCAUUUCGGACAUGUUUACUCCUCUCGAAAAAACGUAUACUUUCGCGUUCUUCUCGCUUGGUGGCUUUGCAGGUCCUGCACUAGGUCCAGUAAUGUCCGCCUGGGUUCCUGAUUCGCCGUACCUUCACACGUGGCGAUGGUCUGAGUGGAUAGCUCUGCUCUUUUCCGGUGUGGUGUUUUUCUUGCUGCUAGCCUUUCAACCAGAGACUUUCGAGCCUGUUCUCCUGGAAUGGAAAGCAGAAAGCUUGCGCAAAUUGACCGGUAAUGACUCGUACCGCGCGCUCCACGAAGUUGAAGGUGUGUCCAUUGGCCAACGGCUACAAGUUGCCUUAGGAAGACCAUUCGUUCUCGCGUGGCAUGAACCAAUCAUCCAGGUGGCAACACUGUAUCUGACUGUCAAUUACAUCAUUCUCUUUACCUUCUUUGACGGCUACACCACCAUCUUCCAGGAUACAUAUGAUUUAUCAACUGGUAUGACUUACACCUUAUUUGUCGGUAUCGCAGUGGGCUUCAUCACCGCCGGGAUAUACAUGCCGUUGGUCUAUAGCAAAACAUGUAAAGCAGCUCGAGCUGCAGAGGCAGAAGGACGCAAGUCCUUUGAUCCAGAAGUCCGGUUGUGGUUCGGAAUGCUCGGCGCCCCGGCUGUGCCAAUCUCCUUGUUCUGGAUGGCGUGGACGGCGUAUCCGUCCAUCUCCAUCUGGUCUCCUCUGAUUGCCUCUGUGCUGUUCGGGCAUGGUUUCAUCACGAUUUUCAUAACGGUUUAUAUGUAUCUGAUCGACAGUUACCAAGCUUACGCAGCAUCCGGCCUUACUUUCAUUACUUUGGUGCGGUACGUUGCCUCCGGUGGUAUGGUUGUGGUGGGAAUUCCAUUCUACAACAACAUGGGCACGCACUGGACUAUUACUAUCCUCGCAUGCAUUAGUUUAUUGUUGACGCCGAUGCCCUACGUGUUUUACAAAUUCGGGCAUCGAAUCCGGAUGAGGAGUCCAUAUGCCUCAAACAAGAAGAUCUUGGCUUAA
This is a messenger RNA of Talaromyces atroroseus, 1557 nucleotides long. RefSeq lists its product as hypothetical. The record is from RefSeq and is a predicted model, not a curated record. Gene Ontology annotation, biological process: transmembrane transport. The transcript has a single exon. NCBI's taxonomy places the organism in Eukaryota, Fungi, Ascomycota, Eurotiomycetes, Eurotiales, Trichocomaceae. Gene Ontology annotation, molecular function: transmembrane transporter activity. The coding region runs from base 1 to 1557 and encodes 518 amino acids.